AUGAAGGCUGCUGCUGUUGAUGAGUGCGACUGUGAUAAGUUAGACUUUGCAGCUGCCAGGGCUCAGAACAAAGAAGGUCUGGACCAGUUUGUCCAGGACCGCACCGUCAUUGCUGCCCUCAAUGACCGCCUGGUCAGGCUGAUUGAGCUGGCCCGUUGUUUUGAGGACGACAAUGAGUCUCUUGAAUGUCAGAUCACUGAGUUGGAGGAAGAGCUGAACAAUCGCCAGGCCUCUUCCAGCAUCACUUCCACUGUGGCGGUGCCCGACCACAGCCUGGACGCUGUGGUGGAAAGACUGGGCAAGCAGAGGGAUGAGAUUCUGAAAGACACACAGGAGCUGCAGAAAGAGCUCAAGCUCCUGAAGAAAGACUAUGAGAAGGCGUCGCAGCAGAGGAUCUUCUUCCGGCAGGAACAACAAGAUGUGGCUGAGGAAGUGGAUGCUGUGACAGCAGAGUGUUUGGCUCUGAGGGAGCAAGUGACUAUCUACGAGGAGCAGCUGGCCAGCAUGGAGACCCUGCACAGGACGACAGUGGAGGAUAUGCUGGAGCCCAACGAAGGGAUCACCCGGGCAGCAGUGAUUAAAUUUGGCAGCCCUGACAUUGCUCCGGCUUUGGAUGUAAAAAAGUACUACUGCCAACUGGCUGAGACACUCCAGUAUGAGUGCGGUGCAGCCUCCUCUGCUGUGGUCCACAGUGGUGACGGAAAGGAAGUGGAAGUGGGAGGAACUGGAGGGUCAACGGUCAAAGACUUGACAAAGAUAAAGGACGUCGGUGAGAUAAAGAUGCUGAUUUCAGAGCUACAAAAGGAGCUUGCUGAGCUCGAGAAGCAUAACGAGGAAUUGGAGGACGAGGUUGAAAUGAAGAAGGCUGCAUACAUGGAUGAGAUUGCUGAUCUAGAGGCGACUAUAGAUGAAAUGAAGUGUCAGAAGGCCAAUUUCCAAGAACAGAUGAAGGAGCAGUGUGAAGACUAUAAGUUUCUGCUCACUCAGAAGAUGGCCAGAGACAUGGAAAUUGCUGCUUACAGGAGUCUAGUGGAGGAAGAGGAGGAGAGACUGUGCAGCCUGUGACUUAAGCCUGAGCAGUCAGAUCUGCUGUCCUGACUGUGGUUGUGCUCCCCAACACAGACAAAAGACAAACGCGUAAAAACAGACCCCAUUUCUGCACUUCGAUGAAGCUUAACGCAACGAUUCGGCAUUUUGAGCAGACGUAAACUUAGUAUGACAGAUUAAUGCUGUCUGGAGGCCUACAGUAAGCCGGGCCAUUGAUUACAGGUUUCUGGCAGAUGACCCUGAUACUCCAAGAAAGAUGGAGCUGUCUAAAACUGGUGGGGGCUGUGGGAUGAGUGUGUAUCCGUGCAGCGUCUGGAAGGGAUAUUUCGUUAAGUGGGGCUUUAUCUUUACCAGUUCUCUGAUAUGACUCAUAAAUGCUUUGUCCCCUCUUUGUUGAACAAGACUGACACGCAAUCGCAGAUAAACACACACACACACACACGCACACACCCUCAACUGUGCGGCUCCGCGGAGUCAUUCCCGCUCUGAUAUCACCUCGUCCAUCACUCAGCCUCUGUCUGGCUCUUAACCUGCGACCCCGUCACUGUUAACAAAGACAAUGACGGCUCUCUCUUCUUUAACUAAAAGCGUUUCGCCUUCCCUUUGCUUUUUCAGCCAUACAUUUGAGUUGGUUUUGACGGCCGAGA
Pundamilia nyererei is the source of this 1694-nucleotide messenger RNA. It is a transcript of the gene vimr2, whose product is annotated as vimentin-related 2. The transcript is spliced from 10 exons. The record is from RefSeq and is a predicted model, not a curated record. Gene Ontology annotation, biological process: intermediate filament organization. Bases 1 to 1065 code for a protein of 354 amino acids. NCBI's taxonomy places the organism in Eukaryota, Metazoa, Chordata, Actinopteri, Cichliformes, Cichlidae. Gene Ontology annotation, molecular function: structural constituent of cytoskeleton. Gene Ontology annotation, cellular component: intermediate filament; cytoplasm.